AUAGUAUUUCCAAAAAUGGGACUGUAUACAGCUUCCAUUACUUUGUGUGUUUUCUAUCUAAUACAUUCUGGGUUUGCAACUGAUCUUCUGGUCGAUCUUCCUUAUGGAACAAUAAAGGGAAGAGAAGCAAUAUCUCCACGCAACACUACAUUCCGAGCGUUUCAAAGUGUGCCAUAUGCAGCUGCACCGGUUGGGCCCCUCCGAUUUCAGGCACCAGAGCCUCCAACAAACUGGACCGGUGUUAAAGACGCUACACAAGAUACCUAUACCUGCUUUUCGGUCAAAAAAGACAGCGAUAGAGAAAAUGAGGAUUGUUUGUUGAUUAAUAUUUUCACUCCAAUUUUAGAUAAUGCUAGUAAAGAUCAGCUACCAGUUAUGCUUUGGAUAUAUGGAGGAGCCUUUAGAACUGGUUCAGCUUUAUAUGAAAAUUUUGGUCCAGAGUUCCUGAUUGAAAAGGGCGUCGUCGUAGUAACGUUAAACUAUAGAUUAGGUCCCUUUGGAUUCCUGGCUACAGAAGACGGGCUAAUUUCAGGCAAUGCAGGUCUCAAAGACCAAGCGCAAGCCAUUGACUGGGUACACAAUCAUAUUUCUUUAUUCGGUGGCAAUCCCAAGAGAGUCGUUCUUUUUGGACAAAGUGCUGGUGGUGCUUCCGUUGGGUACCAACUUUUGUAUAAGAAGAACGAAGGCAAAAUUCAUGGAGCAAUCCUUCAAAGUGGCAGUCCUUUGAGCUCUUUCAGCUACAUGGGUGACGUUAGUGCAAGAGCUUAUGCCUUUGACUUGGCUUCUCAAAUAGACGGCUCUGUUGAUUUUAAGAAUGACACUGGCUCACUAAUAGCGUUUCUACAAAAUAAUGUAACUGGUAGACAAAUUGAUAAGGCUUCUACACUUACCACCGUUACUAGUCGACCUUUGCCAGUAAUCGAACAGAAUGUGAAAAAUGCCUUUUUGUACAAUGGAUCAUAUGAGUAUUUGCAAGCUGGAGAUUUCCUUAAAAUCCCAAUAAUGAUAGGAGCAACUUCAGAAGAAGCAAUUUAUGGAACAUCUGAUAUGGAUGCCUUCAAAAGCAGUUUUGAAAAAUACGAAAAGAAACACGAAAAAUUUGUACCCACAAAAGGAUUCCAUUUGAAAGAGGGAAUUUCCAAUAAAUUGGUUGGGGAAGAAAUAUAUAAUCUCUAUUUCACUAAUGUCUCUGCUGAAGAGCGAUUGGGAUACUUUGUCAGGUGGAAAAGCGACAAUAAUUACAUAAAGCCAAUGAUUAAACAUGCAGACCUUUCCACAAAAUUCACGGAUGUUUACUUUUACAUAUUUUCCUAUGAUGGUAUAAUGGGCAAUUGGAAUAUAACAGUACCAGGUGCUGGCUUAGUUGGUCAUGGAGAAGACGAUAGAUACAUCUGGAAAGUUAAGUCCAGCUCUUUUGAUAAUGGAGACUUAUCCAAAUUUCCAGAAGCUGAUAGAAUUACGCACGAGAGAAUCAUUACACUUUGGACUAACUUUGCCAAAUAUUUAAAUCCGACCCCAGCAGCUUCCGAUCUACUUCAAAACAUCUCCUGGCCUAAGGUUGAGUCCGGCAACUUCCAAUAUCUCGAUAUCGACACCGAUUUGGUCAUCAGAAAAGAUCCGAAAAGUCCUUAUUAUGCCACCUGGAGCCGUAUUUACGAUCAAUACAAUAAAAGACCAUUUACAAUCUUUUAAAAAUAAAUAAAUAAAUAAUAAACAAAGUUUCACAAUUU
Ceutorhynchus assimilis (cabbage seed weevil) is the source of this 1730-nucleotide messenger RNA. The record is from the annotation of a GenBank genome assembly. NCBI's taxonomy places the organism in Eukaryota, Metazoa, Arthropoda, Insecta, Coleoptera, Curculionidae.